Molecule: messenger RNA, 939 nt
Organism: Camellia sinensis
Lineage: Eukaryota; Viridiplantae; Streptophyta; Magnoliopsida; Ericales; Theaceae
Product: Translation elongation factor EF1B/ribosomal protein S6 family protein
Biological process (GO): translation
Cellular component (GO): ribosome
Molecular function (GO): structural constituent of ribosome; small ribosomal subunit rRNA binding
Source: RefSeq, a predicted model, not a curated record
UCCAAAUUUUAUUACCCACGGCAGAGGAUCGACACACGAGUUCUCAGUCCCAGUGUGCCCUAGGGCUUCUCUCUCUCUCCCUUGCCCAUUGUCGUCACAACAGCUCAGAGCAAUUGCAGAGGUUAUCUACGCACCUCAAUCCGUUUGCCAAUUCCAUUUGGAUAGUAGGUCUAGCUGAGGAAAGAGGAUAAGAGAAAAAUGCCUCUGUAUGACUGUAUGCUUUUACUGAAACCCCAUGUAAAGAAGGAAGCUUUGAUGGACUUGGUUGCUCGGGUAGGGAAACAUGUUUACAGAAGAAAUGGUGUUCUCACUGAUAUGAAAUCAUUUGGAACUGUUCAAUUGGGUUAUGGUAUCAAGAAGCUGGAUGGGAGAUACUAUCAGGGCCAAUUGAUGCAAAUGACAAUGAUGACACCACCAAGCUUCAAUAAUGAGCUGCAUUACCUGAACAGGGAAGACCGGUUGCUUCGUUGGCUUUUGGUUAAACACCGAGACAUCAAAUAUGGGUUGGAAUUUCUGAGUGAAGAUGAUGGAAAAGGUGAUCUAAGCAAGUUCCGUAGCAGCUUAUACGGAGAUGAUGAUAUUGAUGACGAUGAGGAUGACGACGACGAUGAGGAUGAAGAAUACGAAGCGGACCAAGAGGAGAUGAAACUAGAAUGAAUGUGAUGAAUGCUUACCAUCUCAGUUAAUUUUGGUGUUUAUUCUGCUUGCUUGUAUGUUGCAGUUAAGAGUAGAUGAUGAUGAUCUUGCCUAAUGUUAAAAAGUACUUAAUUGUAAGGUUUUUGGCAACAGUUUUAUGCUUGAAAGUUGUCAACGGUUAGGAUCAUUCUACACUGAUUGUGCUUCGUGGAUGUUUGGCAUCAUCUCUUGCCUAUGCUCAAAUGUACCUGUUUUUUGGUCUUUGUUGUUUGAGUAGUGGCAUAAGCUGUUCGGUUUUGGUCA